Molecule: messenger RNA, 3222 nt
Organism: Haliotis rubra (blacklip abalone)
Lineage: Eukaryota; Metazoa; Mollusca; Gastropoda; Lepetellida; Haliotidae
Product: regulator of G-protein signaling loco-like
Exons: 2
Coding region: 2480-3085 (201 amino acids)
Molecular function (GO): protein binding; GTPase activator activity
Source: RefSeq, a predicted model, not a curated record
UUAUAUUUACCUGCUAUUGUUGAAAUGUUAGAGAUGCAGUAGAACUAUUUAAUCAUCAACCGCAAGUUGCGAAUAUCCCUGAACUAUUAGAAAGGGAUGUUACGGGUGUCCCCGGUCAAACAAAGCGCUAGAUACCUGAGAGCCCUCUAGUUCACCGACAACCAUCGGGACACGUUACCGGGCUGGAGAGCACAUUCCGUGUCGCCUCAUCACGCAUUGGACUCUACUGUUCUGAUUUAUUGUCGUUUUAAAUGCAAAGAAAUGCACGGAUGAACAAAAUGCAAGAGUCUUAUUGUCAAAGGACCUCUCCUGGCGUGACUUUUAUUCGUAUUUGAUGCAGCCAGUAUUCGGGUCGGGAUACAAUACGUCGGAUACCAAGGUGAUACUGUAGAUUUCAUUUGAUCCUAUUUCCAAUCGAUGGAAGACCAGUACGUGGAGUGUGAUUAAUACAUCUGUGCACACAUUGUGCACGCCCCUCGGCAACUCUGACUGCAUCGCUGCACGACAGCACUACCACCUGUCGUUGACUUUUAGCAGCGUGUCAUCGACAAAUAGUGCAAGAGGAGCGAGGUAUUGUACACGUGUAUCACUUAAUCGGGUGCGCACCUCACACUUGUCAUUUAGGCUGUUACAGUGCGAUACUGAGCACGAGGAAGAAGUGUAUGUUAGUGGUGGGAUUUGUCCGCGCUGUCAUCCGGUGUCAGUGAGUCUGUCCCCACAUCGCCAACUGCAGACUUCAACAAACUUACUCUGAGUGAAACGUGACCCUCAACGCCAGAUAGGUGUUAACUGUCUUAAUUAUCAGGAUCAGACACACUCGAACUGAAUCAACAAACGUGAAGAGGCCUAUUUGUCAACAGUUUGUACAGAGAAAGCACUAUCACACACAAGGAAGACAUUGUAUCGUCUGCUAUGAUUCUCCGACAUAACAAUAGCUAUUGAACUCCGGUAAUCCGCAUUAGAAACUGUAUUAUCUCGGACUAGGCUUGUGACAGAUCAACGCAUGUUCAGGUUUGGUGGAAGACUGGAGAUCUUUGUUGAAGAUGACGAGCACAAACAGUUCAACGUUCGGCGUAUCACUUUAUUGAACAAACCGAGACAUAAACAACAUAUCGUCUGCUUGUAACCAUCUCCUGGGUGUUUGUUUUCUCUGUGUAUCCUCUGUGGCAUCAGAUGAAGAGAUAAAACAUUGGUGGAACUGUCGUGCUCUCAACUUGUCCACACACUGGAUAAAGAACACACCACCUGUUGCAAGUCAUCACAGGACGUAUUCAGAUAUGCAACACCAGAAGAUAUGUUGGAUACAUAAUUACUUCUGUACACAACGUUCUCCACUGUGUAUCAAGUAGAUUUGGAAUAAACAUAUCACAUGCUGAAAGUUAGAUCCAUAAGACCUGCCAAGAUACUCCUCACCAAAAGAAAACAGAAUGGAGACAGGUAUGUUUCAUAAGUACUUUAUCAUAUAAUGGAUUAGCUUUCUAAGUAAGCACAUGGCUGAUAUAUGCCCUUCAGAUUUGCUCGGCCAUGCAUUUCUAGACGACUCGGAAUACAUUAUAUCAAGGCUUUAUCUCAAUUAUUUCAUGGAGUAGAUUAAGAAGUGAACAUAUCGUGUGCUGAAACUAUCCUUCUGGAACCUGUCACACCCGAGCUAGCAAUCCAGGACAAUAGCCGUGCUGUUGCUGUUUCGUCCCACACUGGGGGGACAUUGUGAGGGAGCGAUCUCCGCGUCUGUGUCUCUGUGUCUCACUGAAUUAAACCCUGUCAUCAGUGCGGAGCAUCCAGUCUGAUGAGGUCUCCCAGUGAUGUCAGAUGCUGAGUGGAAGUAACUGAGCCGUGGACAUCAUCUAUGCCCAUGUACCUAGCCACCCUCCAGCUGAUCAUGUAGUAGUACCUGCAGGCGACUUUUAUCGACAGGGAGGAGGGAUGUGUCGCCCCUGUGAAGACGUGUUGAUGCCACGCAUGGUUGACAUAUACGACGGGAAUCUAUGAACGCCACCCAUGAGGCGGGUCUUGGUGGGAACUGGAUCAGGAACCGCCCAGUUGAAAGUAUCAUAUGUGCGUCUUGAGAACAAACAUAUUCAGAACCCGUGUUUUAGUGGUUUUCAGUUGGAUAUUUAAAGAGUAUAGUCUGGUGAAUUUGUGUUCAUCGUAUUUUUCGAUUAUGGAGUUGAACAGCGGGUAGGAAGCUGUAAUACCUUUGCUGUCGGAAGUUCACCGACUUGCGCACUUUGACUUGUUUUAUCUACAAGGAUACCAGCAGAGAUACGCAUGUAAGUGUUCCGUGUUGUUGAGAGCACGUGGAGAUGUGUGGAUAGCCAGUGUUGUGCUCAUGUAGUUAAGUGUGGAAAACACAGUUGUUCAGAAUCUAACAAACCCGUUAAGAUAAUUCCCAACAAAGUACAGAGGAAUACCCGAUAGUGAUCUCAACCUGAGAGGCUUGCUGAAGAGGUGCCUGAAUGACAAGCGUGGGAACUUGUAAAUGUUACGAUACCGCUAUGUACCCAAGCGCUCUACCCGAAGGGAGGCAGCGGAGGAGGACACUCAGGGGGGUCCCGGGCAGACGACGCUCCAGCGCAGACUACAAUUGUCCGGGGCCAAAGUGCAAAUGGCUGCAGAAGCACCCCCUCCCCCUCCCGAAGUCAAAGCUGACCCGCCCUCAGACGAUGUUGAGGAGACCGAUAAAGGCAAAGACUCCGGCAGAGAAGGAUUGUCCGGAAUGCAUCAGCCUCGUAGAAGAAAGAAACGGCCGAUCCAUGGCGUAAAGACGGUGGCAGUGACCAGAGGCAGGUCAGGCUAUGGCUUCACGAUCUCCGGGCAGCACCCCUGUGUCCUUAGCUGUAUUGUGUCUGGCAGUCCUGCAGAACAGGCAGGACUGAAACCAGGGGACUAUCUAGUGUCUGUGAACGCCGAAAAUGUGUCCCGCUACAGCCACGAUGAUGUGGUGCGUAUGGUUGGCUUGUCUACUGGAACUCUCGAACUGCAGGUGGCGGAGAACUACAACAGCUCCGAUUCCUCGGAUGAUGAUUACCCAGCCACGUACAAAGUCAAGAUACCCAAAUCGUAUACGUCCUCGUCAAGGUUGUGAAAGAAAUAUGAGGGAUAAACAUUCCAAUUCUGAUCUCAAUGGCAGACCCCACAGAGGGGCAGAUGUAAGGGGAGAUAACUUGAAAUCAAGACAUAGGCAGGUGAUAGGUGGUGAGUCUGAGACCUCGCAGAACUCAU